This is a messenger RNA of Durusdinium trenchii, 672 nucleotides long. NCBI's taxonomy places the organism in Eukaryota, Dinophyceae, Suessiales, Symbiodiniaceae. The record is from the annotation of a GenBank genome assembly.
AUGGCACUCUCCUUGGGCACCCGAGUGGUAGUGCAACGAGGACGUUCUGAGGGCACCAGAGGAGUCGUCUUGGAUAUCGACCGAGAUGCGGGCUGCUGCAAAGUGGCCUUCGAUGAGAAUCCAUCAGUGCCUGCCAAGGUCGCCAUCCGGCAUUUAUCGCCUGAUCUGGAUAGCUACCGAUCCACCUUGUGGUAUUCGCAGGACAAACUACUUGACGUCCGAUCGGAUGAGGCCUUGGCCGAAGUCAUCGAGGCCUGCGCGCAGGCGGAAAUCAACCCUCCGCGAAAACUUGGCUCACAUAAGCAUCGCCGCGUCGCCAUGGCCAUCCGCAUCACUUUGCUCCUCCUCCUCCUGCCCUUGGCUGGCGCCUCACUGCUGGAAGCGGUGAAGAAAGGAGAUUUGAAAGAUGUGAAGAAGGCCUUGGCCUCGGAGGCCUCUGAGAUCAAUGAACAAGACGAAAAUGGCAUGACGCCUCUGAUGCGGGCUGGCAACAAGAACUCCACAGAGAUGGUGAAGGCCAUCUUGGCAAAGAAUCCAGACUUGAACCUGGUGAAGAAGGCCUUGGCCUUCGAGGCCUCUGAGAUCAAUGAACAAGACGAAAAUGGCGUGACGCCUCUGAUGCGGGCAGCCAACAAGAACUCCACAGAGAUGGUGAAGGCCAUCUUGACUUGA